AUGUCCCGAGAAGUCACCCCACAGAAGGAUGAUCUUCUCAUGCAUGUUGUCUCGGUGGCCAAAGUGAUAGUCCAAGAACUUAACCGAGAUAUUGGUAUUCCAUCAGGCAUCCGCGUGAAAGACCUGUAUGAUGUUGUGCUCAACGAUAUCCGCCCGAACUUCUCCACGAAAUUUGGUCCUCGCUGCUACAGCAUCCUCAGGAGUGGUUUGGCCCUGUCGCCUCCGCACACGUACCGAAAGCUUGUGCCUACGCAUAAAGCGCCGCCUCCAUGA
Phytophthora nicotianae INRA-310 is the source of this 273-nucleotide messenger RNA. RefSeq lists its product as hypothetical. Bases 1 to 273 code for a protein of 90 amino acids. Lineage: Eukaryota; Oomycota; Peronosporomycetes; Peronosporales; Peronosporaceae. The record is from RefSeq and is a predicted model, not a curated record. The transcript has 2 exons.